CUCAAGGUCGGGUGGAGGGUAUGGUUUUUGUCAGUUCCGUGGACAUGAUAAACUAUGACUUUGUCUGACAAAAUUGAAACUCGGUCAUGGGUUUACAUGCAAACUCGACUUUACAGUCUUUAGUAAAUACAUUGACAAUAAACUAAGUAAAUCAAAGAUAUCGAUAUCGUCGACAAUUUAGCGUUAUUUUUUGCGUGAAAGGGCCUAUAUGUCCUACAGAAUACUUACCAAAGCUGAUCUAUCCAAGUUCUAGAUACUGUUAAAUCGUCAGCUUAGAACACACCUGGUCUCAUUCAUAACACUAUAAACUUAAAAUAUGGAAACUACUGUGUUAGUUACAGGGGGUUCUGGUUUAGUGGGAAAUGGGAUUCGACUAGCUCUAGAGAACAUUAACGGUUCCCUCAAACGAAAUGAUGAAAAGUGGAUAUUUUUAUCUUCUAAAGAUGUUGAUCUGACGGACAGUAAUGCUACUCGGGCGUAUUUUGAACGCAUGCGCCCAACCUACGUAAUUCACUUAGCUGCCAAAGUUGGCGGUUUGUUUGCCAAUAUGUCUGACAAUCUUGAAUUCUUUCGGCAAAACAUGCAUAUUAAUGACAAUGUAUUAUCAAGUAGCCAUGCAGUUGGUGUAAAGAAGGUUAUUUCAUGUCUUUCAACGUGUAUAUUUCCUGAUCGUACAACUUAUCCAAUCGACGAAACUAUGGUACAUAAUGGACCUCCACAUGAUUCUAAUUAUGGAUAUUCUUAUGCUAAGCGCAUGAUUGAUGUAAUGAAUAGAGGGUAUAGCGAGACUUUUGGUGUUCUUUAUACAUCUAUUAUACCUACCAAUGUAUUUGGUCCAUUUGAUAACUUUGAUAUUAAUCAAGGACAUGUUCUUCCUGGUCUUAUUCAUAAAGCAUACUUGGCUAAAAAGAAUGGCGAACCUUUAACUGUUUGGGGUUCUGGUAAGCCAUUGCGUCAGUUUAUUUAUUCCGUUGAUUUGGGUCAUCUCAUCAUAUGGGCUUUACGGGAGUACAACGAUUCUUCUCCAAUCAUACUUUCUGUACCCGAAAGUGAUGAAAUUUCGAUCCGUCAAGCUGCUGAAGCAGUGGCCAAGGCGAUGGAUUGUCCUAAACUCGUUUUUGACACAACUAAAGCGGAUGGUCAGUUUAAGAAAACUGCGAAUGCAUCGAAACUUCGUCAACUUUAUCCUGAUUUUAAAUUCACUCCUUUUGAACAGGGUGAGUAAAACUUUCUACACACACAUUUUAUUUAUUUAUUUUUAUUUG
Messenger RNA from Schistosoma bovis, 1265 nucleotides. NCBI's taxonomy places the organism in Eukaryota, Metazoa, Platyhelminthes, Trematoda, Strigeidida, Schistosomatidae. The record is from the annotation of a GenBank genome assembly.